Messenger RNA from Patiria miniata (bat star), 1568 nucleotides. Its product is annotated as NPC intracellular cholesterol transporter 2-like. The transcript has 4 exons. Gene Ontology annotation, biological process: intracellular cholesterol transport. The record is from RefSeq and is a predicted model, not a curated record. The coding region runs from base 166 to 786 and encodes 206 amino acids. Gene Ontology annotation, molecular function: sterol binding. Lineage: Eukaryota; Metazoa; Echinodermata; Asteroidea; Valvatida; Asterinidae.
UGAAAAUGCAAUUGUUUCAUAGAACUAAUACAUUCCAUUCGACGCGACACAUCAGAUUAUUUAUUACGAGUAUCAAAAGAGCUACUGUUUGCUUUUGGUACUUAAAACAGAGAUAAUUGUCCUAAAUAAACUUUGUGCAAAGUUGUCCUCUGGACCUUGGGUAGAAUGUCUAGCAAUAGCCUUCGUCACUUGACUCGUCUCGUGAUCUGGCCAUCAUUGAUUGUCGGCUUUCAGUGGCAGUACACGCCGCAAAAAAAAAAUUGCCCAAAUUAUUUUGUGGAAGAGACAAAAUCGGUUGCCCGGAGGAACAUGUCGUCGUCAACGAUGUUCAAACUCUUUCUGCUUUCUGCAGUUUUGAGUUUUUAUCUUUCCAGUGGUCAAAAGGUCAACCCCCUACCGUGCAAGGGCGUAACGCAAGAUGCUACCGUGAGUGAAGUCGAUAUCAUGCCCUGUCCGAAGUUCCCUUGCCAGUUCAAGAGGGGAACCAAUGUUAGCGUAGCAAUAACCUUCACUUUGAACGCGGGAGCCACCACCGCAUCUAAAGCCACGACCGUGGUCCACGGUAUCAUCGGUAAAGUGGAUAGGCCCUAUCCCACGGCGUUCACCGACGCCUGCAAAACCACCGGUAUCCACUGCCCGCUGGCACCUGGGGUCAAGAACGUGUACAAGGCGCAGCUGUUUGUGAAACCUGAGUACCCGCCGGUCAAUCUGUACGUGAAAUGGGAGCUUCAGGACCAAACGAUGGCGGACAUCUUUUGUUUCGAGAUACCUGCUAUGGUCGUCUAAAUGCUGCUUACGCUUAGAGAUGACGAAAUCAGAAUUUAAUCCUAGCAUUCCAUGCGAUCGUGUAAAUUUUGCAGGCUAAUUUUUCCUACCUUAAUUACAACCCAUUCAACAAAAGGUGUGAAACAAACGUUUUUUGUGACACCUUGUGACAUUAGAUCCCUUAAACUAAUACACUUCACCCAAGACUAGUUGGCACCUGCAGUCUCCUGAUGAAGUGAGGAGACUGCAGGUCAAAGACAAACAAAAAGUAAUGUCUUUGUUAAUAAAUUUGGUAAAUUUUGGGAAAUUUAUUUGUACUAAACACUCCAUAGUUCGAGCGCGCAUGACUCUUUUGUCUCAAGCCAAUAGUAACAUGUUCGAUGGAUUUAUUGGAAAAUGGUGUCAGUUUUCUCUUUGUGUUUCUAAUUACAAGGAUCCUUUACUUAAUCUACGCAUGGCAACAUAGGCCUUCACAUUACACUGUGUAUCCUGAAAAAAAAUCUUGCUGCUUUUUAAAAUCAAAAGUUGUGUAUCCUAUCCUGAAAGAAAAUCUUGCUGCUUUUUAAAAUCAAAAGUCACCAUUUAUCGAACUGAAAAUAUACUGAGCAAUUAAUACACUUAGAUUACUUAUACUACUGAAAGUGAACAUCUGAAAUUAUUCGCGUUUAUGACGUGCUUUGGGAAGAUAGUAAUUUGUGCCGCAUCAUCCAUUUUCAAUCCAUUAACAAGAGAAAAUAGUCGUGAAAAUAUUAUUCUUUAUAAUUGGUCAAUUAUUAAUAAAGAAUAACAAGCACCUCAGUCGA